This is a messenger RNA of Nannochloropsis gaditana CCMP526, 2476 nucleotides long. Its product is annotated as tnf receptor-associated factor 4. The transcript has a single exon. Gene Ontology annotation, molecular function: zinc ion binding; ubiquitin protein ligase activity. The annotation marks the transcript as partial. Gene Ontology annotation, biological process: protein polyubiquitination; ubiquitin-dependent protein catabolic process. The record is from RefSeq and is a predicted model, not a curated record.
ACAACAGGUGCUACAUAAAAAUCAUGGCUCCUGAAACGAAUCCGGAGCCGGGCCGUACUGAAUUGACAAACGGGACGGAAGCCCGUCGUUCAGAGGGCCAUGCCGCCCCAUCGUCUCCUGUUCAGUCCUCCAUCAGCAGCUCUCGUGAUCCACACCCUGUUCUACGACCACGCGCAGGUUUUGGAAACGGAAUUCCACACGUCUCGCAACGCCUCGUUGCAGGCAUGCCCUCCUUCCCCGGAAGCCCGGUCUCCCCUUCCUUGGUCGUGACAGGGCAUGAGGAUUUUCGCGUCCAAGGUCAUGACAAUAAUGCUUUGGUGCAUGAUGAAGUCAUGGCACCGUUGUCUCAAGUCGUUCUUCCGUUCCAUGGGACUCAAGAGAGGGGUCAAGAAGUAGUCUUUUCUUCCCAUGCGGCGGGUCAUCCGGUGGCUUCGGAGCACACCCCCGCGCAGGACGAUGCUGGGGUUGAGAACAAGGAAGAUGGAGAGAAGCAGAACAAGAAAGAGGGGGAAGUGCAAACCAGUAAUUGGUCUGGCAUACGUAGGGAUGCAGGUUCCAGCGAGACGAAUGGAAGGCGAGGUGUGGGGAUUGGCGCAGAGGAGGAGGAGGAGGAGGAGGAAGACGAGGAGGAGGACGAGGAUGACGACGGGGAGGACGAGCAAGACGAAGAAGACGAAGAAGAAGAAGAAGAAGAAGAGGAGGAGGAGGAUGCCAACGAGGCUGACGAUGAGGAGGAAGACGAGGAGGUGGUAGGGGAGGACGAGGGAAACGAAGAAGAGGAAGACGAAGCGGAUGGGGGAAAAGAGGAGAUUGGAAGACGCCAUGAGCGUGAGAACAUUUCGUCCGUCCAGGGGACGAGGGCUGUUGUGCCAGUGUUCAGAGAGAGACACGGGGGAGGGCGCGGGGCUCUGUCGGGCGCCUCCGUGUCGCAUGCUUUGCCCUUGGCCGGUGGAGUCCUGCGGAUGCGGCGGUCGCGGGGAGUUUCCUCCAUCCAAGCGGCUAACGGAUCGCGCGUCCGCCCUCCGUCCGCCGGCUCCGUGCGGGCAUCCCCUGCAGGGUCCCGGCUAGAACCACCCGCUCCCUUCGCCUCCGCCGGCCCCUCUCCUUCCCCUCGGACGUGCGCGGAAGUCAGCGGGGAACAAGCCGGCCGCGACGCCUGGGUCUGCCCCGUCUGUUUGCAGCAUUUCGAUGAGCCUUGCCGCCUGCCUCGCUGCACCCACACCUUCUGCAAGACGUGCAUCCAAGGCAUCAUCCGAAACCUCGUGGCCGCCCACCACCAGCAACAGCAGCACCAGCAGCUUUCGCCCCCCGCGCCCCAUUGCCCCCUCUGCCGUCUCAAGUUCACUCCCGCCGAGGUUCAACCCGACCAGGCCCUGUCUCAGGAGAUGAGCGCCGCCAGGGUCCGCUGCGGCAAUGCCCGGUGCGAGCGGCUCAUGACCCCCCUCGAAAGCAAACGGCACCAGGACGAAUGUCCUUACGGCGUGGCCCCCUGCCCCCACCAACAUCACGGCUGUGGCUUUCAGACGCUGCGGAGGGACCUCGGUGCCCACCUGAGCAUGUGUCCCUACGAGCAGAUCAAGGGCCUUUUCCCCAAGAUCCGUCAGAGCAACGAGCACGUCACGGCCGCCAUGCGCGGGUGGGAAAAUGCCUUCGUCUCGCAGCAACAAACCCUUGCCACCCACGCCGCGUCUCUCCGCAACCUGGAACACCGCUCGUCAUUCCCUCUCUCCCGCCACCUCCAGCUCGUCACCCUCCUUCUCUGGGAACCAUACCUGUGGCUUCAACAAGCCGAGCGAUGGUCACGUUCCUUCUCCCUGCGGCUUUUCGCCAUGCAGCUCUACGCCUCCCCGCUCGUCCUCAUCCUCCUCAAAGUCGCCGCCCGUAGCAGUCCGGACAUGCCAAGGGAGCCGGGGCACGAAAGCCGCCGGUGGUUUUUCCCUCCGGCGACGCACUACCCCGCCCCCAUUGUCGGCGCCAAUUGCUGCCCGUCCUCUCCGUGCCUUGGGCCACCCUCGUCCUCGGCAUCCUCGCUCUCCUUCCUCACACCAUGGCCUGCGGAGAGCGCUAAAGAAGGCGACGGCCAGCCUCAAGUCUGCAGCCUCGGGAUGGCGCCCGAGCUGGCAUGGUUCGUGCUGAUCCUCGUCGUGGCCGUCGUCCUGGUCGAGGGCCUUCAGGACGCACCCCCUGUCCUCUCCACCGAGCUAUGCAUCCCAUUGCGACCUGCCUCCUGGAGGGCAUUCUUUCCCGGCUUACCUUUCCCGUCCAACCGGCGCCGCACCUCCUCCUACGACCCCUCCUCCCCGGCACCUCCUUCCGUUCCUCCCUCCCAAGCCACCCCGCCCGCGCCUCGUUCAGAUCGAACCCCCCAGACCCACACUGGCACACCCCCUGCGAGCACUGGACCUCACUCGUCACCAUUCAUUCCUCUCGUACUGUCCGUUCCGAUCCGUUACGGAGAGUGGCUUUUGCAGCUCGC